AAAUGCAGAGCAACCACAACAUAAGUCUUCAUACCUUCGGAUUUCUCAAUCUCCUCUUCACAUCAUGAACGGUGUAGUCCCCUCCAGCAGCUCCUGGUCGGUGAGCGAGGAGUCGCUAAGAAGGUACGUGAGGUUUGCGAGUGAGAGCUGCAUUCAAGAGCUCUUAUCUUCCUCUGAGGCCGGACGCUUUGGGAACGCGUCCAAUGGGUGGAAGAUGGUGAGGCAUGACUCAAACGGUGUCGAGAUUUCAAAACGUGACUCGGGAUCGCUGCACGCGUUUCGAAGCCGUAGGAUCCUCACAUCAGUCUCUCCAGAGCAGUUCAUCACAGUCGCAAAUGCUAUAGACGCGGCCAAGCAAUGGGAAGGCGACCUGGUAGAGGCAACACACAUUAGAGAAAUAGAUGAGAAUCUGAGCGUAAUCCGUUUAAGGUUUGGCGAAAACUCGAAACCGCUCUUCAGAAACAGAGAGUUUAUUGUCUACGAAAGACGUGAGACCAUGCAAGACGGCACUCUCGUGGUGGCGGUUGCGUCGCUACCAAAGGAGAUGGCAGAAGGAUUGGAGCCAACAAAGAAAAAGAAAAACAAUUCCAUUAUUAGAGGAUUUUUGGUUGAGUCAGGUUGGGUUUUGGAGAAGCUUGAAGAUACCUCUUGCAUGAUUACUUAUGUUGUUCAGUUGGAUCCCGCAGGAUGGUUACCAAAGUGUUUUGUGAACAGACUAAACACAAAGCUAGUAAUGAUAAUUGAUAACCUUAGAAAACUUGUUCAAGCUUCUCUACCCUCUCUUCCUCCUCCUUAGCUCUCGUUUACUCUCCUUUUUGUUUCCUUGUUUUUGUUGUAAACAUAUUUUUACAAAAAGAGUUAAAUGAUAGUAAUUAAGAGGCCAACUACUCCUCCCUCUUUAGUCUUUUCUACUCUUUAGUCUAAAUAAACCUUAAUUAGAAUG
This is a messenger RNA of Arabidopsis arenosa, 943 nucleotides long. NCBI's taxonomy places the organism in Eukaryota, Viridiplantae, Streptophyta, Magnoliopsida, Brassicales, Brassicaceae. The record is from the annotation of a GenBank genome assembly.